UUGGUGCCGCCAACGCAGGGGGGCGCAGUCUCGUGAGGCGGUUCCGCUCCGCUCGCUCCGGCACGCCUUCCGUUAAGCGAGCCCGUUUCCCGGUGUAUUGUUUCCUAUCGGCAGCGUAUGGAUCCGAAACCCCACCCAACGAGGAAGGGCACGCCUUAGGAAGAACGACUGGUAGUAAAGCGAGGAAACGCGAGGGUGGGAUUUGAGAAAUCGAAGCGUGCAUUACAUCGGCGCAAGAGAAAUAAACCGAUUUAUACGGCCGAUUGUUUGCGUGUCUGCGCAAUCUCAGCCGGGUGACGGUCACACGGUCAGCUGAUAUUUUGCUGCGAUUACGCCCGGGCUGCUUUUCAUCUUUACAAGAUGAUCGCCUUGUUCAACAAGCUCCUAGACUGGUUUAAAGCGCUGUUCUGGAAGGAAGAAAUGGAGUUGACGCUGGUCGGCUUGCAGUAUUCGGGGAAGACCACAUUCGUCAACGUGAUUGCGUCUGGCCAGUUCAGUGAAGACAUGAUCCCAACAGUGGGCUUCAACAUGAGGAAGAUCACCAAGGGGAAUGUCACUAUCAAGCUGUGGGACAUUGGUGGUCAGCCUCGUUUCAGGAGCAUGUGGGAGCGGUACUGCCGAGGCGUGAGUGCCAUUGUUUACAUGGUGGAUGCUGCAGACCGAGAAAAGAUUGAGGCUUCCAAGAAUGAACUCCACAAUUUGUUAGACAAACCCCAGCUCCAGGGCAUUCCUGUCUUAGUUCUGGGGAACAAGCGGGAUUUACCAGGGUCACUGGAUGAGAAGGACCUGAUUGAGCAAAUGAACCUGUCAGCCAUCCAAGACAGAGAGAUCUGCUGCUAUUCCAUCUCCUGCAAGGAGAAGGAUAACAUCGACAUCACGCUACAGUGGCUGAUCCAGCAUUCGAGAACAAGGAGAAGCUGAGUCACCCAGCUUCCUGAAGUCCUCCUCGCUUCUGAUCUGCCCCUGUCACCCUCCCUACUUCCGUCCCAUCCCUCUUUUCCUGACCCCGUCUUGUCCAGGAUGUCUCCAUCUUUGUUCCAUCUUAAUGGCCUUUGCAAGGUUAAUAUCAUCAACUUGGUUCCAUUUCUGUAAAGAUGGGACAAAAAACAUUGUUUGCACUUUUUUUUUUUUUUUUUAAAUUCUAUCUGAUUGUCUUAAUGGAUUUUACUUGGGUACAUUGACGCUUGUUGCAUAACUUCUGGAUGUCACUCUUUUCUAGCAUUAAUUGAUUGGCCAGAAGCAAAGGAGAUGUUUGAGUUCAACAGUAAGACCUUUCUGUUCCUCUGUCAUCCAGUGCAUUUAAAUGUAGAAACCUUACUAAGGUCAUCAACAUUACAGUCUCAGAUUUUGUUGAAGUUAGCCGGUCGCUGUGGGAAUGGUUAACCAGAUCAUGUCAUUGCCCUGAGCAGUCUGAGAGCUUUGAGGAGCUGAGCUUGUCAUCCUGGGCCUAGCUUCUGUACCUCAGCUUUAACAUUGCGAAACCAGGGCUCUUUGUUGCAGGGAGAAAUCUUUCUUGUAUGAUGACUGGUUUAAAAUAAGUGCUUUGGAAAGCUUAGGCGCUGAGACACUAAAUGUCUUAAAAUCUAGUGCAAUAUUUAACAUUAAUUUCCACAUCCUGUGAAUGGCGGGCAGUAAGGGGUAAAUAUAUUUAGUACGUGGUUGCACAUUUGGUAUAAGGUUUCCAUAGGAAUGCUAGACUGACAUCAUCUUUUGACUAUGCAACAAGUUUUUCAGUUUGUUUUAAUUUCUAAACAUGCAGGACUAAACUGUUUCAGUUUUAAACAAUUAACACUUGCCUGUCAUUACUAAGCCAUGCCGGAUCUCAACAAACCUGAUCAAUACUGAUAUCUUUAUUUCACUGAUACUUUUAUUUAUAUAUAUAUAUAUAAGACCAGCCAUUUUCCUAAAACUUGGCUCUCAAAGGAACACUUAAGGGUCUCGUUUUAUGGUUUUUGUCACUGUGUUCUUAGAAUAUUGUUCUUUUAUAGAGCUUUUUAUUGUUUCCAAAUUAUUAAAGAUAAUGUCUAAUGGAAUGACAAAAAAUAUAAUAAAGAACAUUGUUGCACGUGGGCAGGUACAAGAGAACCUUGCCAGUGGAGGUUUGCUGCGAGCAGGAAGUACAUCAAAUAAAUUAGUCUAGUUAUGAAAGUAUUAGAGGAAAAACUGAUGAGAAAUGUCACUAUUCCACUACACAUUCGGAUGCAUUUUAACCAUAUAACACUUGGGUGGGAAGAGGGUUCAUGUCAUAUUGGGGUCUGAGUAGUCAUUGCUGGGGUCAUAAGGUUACAUAUCAAAUGUGUUUCAUAAUAGUGGUUUUCCCAAUAAAGUUUGGUUAUCCUGUAAUUUCAGUGCAAUCACGCAGAGUAAUAAAAUAAUAUAAAUGUGUCAGUUUGCCUGUUUCAUCUCAUUAAUGCCAUUGUUAAUUUUGUUUUUAGUUCACAUUUGUAAUUUAUGUAAUGUCAAACUUUUGUUUACAAUUUGUGGACGUUCCCUUGGCUGUGGCUUUCGAGCUUAAGGUAUUAAGCGGUAUGGAUUGUCAGGCGAUGUAAAGGAUGGAUGCUGUGAUUGGCUGCAUCAGAGUGCCAGGGACUGUGCAAAUCCUUGUAAGAGAGAAGCUACUGCUUGUCUCUGUAAAAUCCUAGAGCUGAAACAUUUAUUCAUAUACAUAUAUAAUAUAAUGUAUGAAACACUGCGGUGGUUAUUGUUGCUCUCAGAACAGUCUUGGACCGCUCCUAGCGAUGAGUAACUUGGCUGACCGGUACCUGUCUGAAUUCACAAGAUAGACUUUGACAUCGACAUUGCAUGAUUUCUGUUAAAUGCCAAGCUUACUUGCCAAUGUCCCUUUCAGUGUGUUGACCUCUUUGGCUCUGUCAACUUCAUCUGCUGCAGUGUAACCUUCAGGAGAAAGGAACUUUACCGAUAUCAGGAUGAAUAUCACAUAGUUGUCCGUAACCUGAGUUAGUUUAAAAACGUUUUCUGUUUUGUGAAGUAAUUAAUCCUUGUGCUUACAUCAGUUGUGUUGCGUUUUAUUAAUUUUUUUUUAGUCAUUUGCACGGUACUACUUACAUCAAGUGUCUGUCAUAUUUAAUAUUGGUACUGAAUAGCGACAUGUUAUUGCAAAAAAUGUUAAAUGUUUUGAUUAUUUUUUUUAAUAAAUUCAUAAUUGUGCUUAUGAGAUCUUGUAUAUAGCUACUUAAAACCAAAUGGGCUGUUUCUGAUAUGGCGUCAUCUUGCUUGUGGAGGUGAGGUUGAAGAAUGUCUUUUGAUGUGUUAUGGCCAUUGAAAGGAUGUUUGCACCUGAUGUGCAAAUACACUGUAUCCUUAGAUAUUUAGAUCAGUAGUUUAAAAGGGGGUUGAAUUGCCUGAGUAAAGCGAAUUUCUGGGCUUGGAAUGUGCUUCCAUUGAACAGCCAUUCUGACUGGCUUUGGAAUGUGCUUUUUAAUAGUUUGUGAUUGGUGUUUGGAAUUCACUUUUACUUUUCAGUUCUCUGUCGGUGAGAAUUUUGUUCUCUUAUGCCACAAAUGGUCGAGCUCCUGAGAAGGAUGUCAACGUGUUUUCUUGUUUUCUUCUAAAUAAAAGGCAGCUAUCGCUA
Molecule: messenger RNA, 3592 nt
Organism: Paramormyrops kingsleyae
Lineage: Eukaryota; Metazoa; Chordata; Actinopteri; Osteoglossiformes; Mormyridae
Product: ADP-ribosylation factor-like protein 8A
Biological process (GO): anterograde axonal transport; protein transport
Cellular component (GO): lysosomal membrane
Molecular function (GO): GTP binding; GTPase activity
Source: RefSeq, a predicted model, not a curated record